Brassica oleracea var. oleracea is the source of this 1007-nucleotide messenger RNA. RefSeq names its product protein GIGAS CELL1-like. The transcript is spliced from 2 exons. The coding region runs from base 380 to 757 and encodes 125 amino acids. Gene Ontology annotation, biological process: negative regulation of ubiquitin protein ligase activity; regulation of nuclear division. The record is from RefSeq and is a predicted model, not a curated record. Gene Ontology annotation, cellular component: nucleus. NCBI's taxonomy places the organism in Eukaryota, Viridiplantae, Streptophyta, Magnoliopsida, Brassicales, Brassicaceae.
GGGGCGGCAUUUUGAAAUUUGAAAACUACUUUUCCGUUGCACAAACAAAAACUCGUUUUCCGUUGCACAAACAAAAAAAGAAAACUCGUUCUCCUCUUUUCUCUUUCGAUUUCAAUUUCACUCCACAAUUGACUCCCGAUCCAGAUUGGUGAGGGCGGUGGACUACGCCGCGACAUUCGCCGCCAACAGACGCCGUCAAGGUGUGGUACUCGACGAGGCAGCCGCACGUCUCGGUGCGUUUGAACAUCCAGUUCAGAGAUUGCCAUCGGGUUCUCGGGUGCCUGGAUCGUUGAUUGGGGGAAAUUACACUUCGUGGAGGCCUGUUCGUGGUAACGGGAGUGGUCACAGGGGGCCCCGUGGUCACAGUCCGACGGAACCUAUGUCUUGGCCUAGGCGUGGAGGAAGAGCUGGUGCUUCACGAAGUCUCUUGCCUUCUUGGUGGCCGAGGGGGAAUCUACGUGACAUAACGCAUAUUAUGCGGGCAGUUGAGACUUCAACAACUCACCAACAACAACGUGGUGUUCUCCAAACUCCAGUAGCAUCGGCAUUGGCAGAAGAGCACAGUUCCGUAAUGGUGACUCCUGCUCCUGCUGUGGGAUUGAAGUGUAGUGGCCCAGCGUCAACUGCUAGCCUCCGUAAGAGGGUGCGUGACUACAUCAACAAGGAGAUUGCAGCGGGGGAGGAAGAAGGAGCAGGGUUCAUAACACCCCAGAAAAUGCUACUCAAUUCUAUAUUGAGAUGGUGGAGAAGCUUGUGACAUCAGAGCUUCACAGAAUGCAGAGCACAAGAGAAAGGGAAGAGAGGGAGACAGUUGUGAAGCACUUAGUUUCACUAAGGUGAUCAUAACAGGAGAACAUUUUGACUACUAUUAUAGGUUUUAUGUUUUGUGAAAAAAUGUAGAGUUUAUAGAUGUAUCUCAAUAACUCAUUGAUAAGGCCGAGAACAAUACAUCUUCAUUGGUGGAGAUGAAGUAACUGAAUCAAUAAUAGCAUAGGAAUUUGGAAGUU